Messenger RNA from Neoarius graeffei (lesser salmon catfish), 1809 nucleotides. Its product is annotated as zinc finger BED domain-containing protein 5-like. The coding region runs from base 1 to 1809 and encodes 602 amino acids. The record is from RefSeq and is a predicted model, not a curated record. NCBI's taxonomy places the organism in Eukaryota, Metazoa, Chordata, Actinopteri, Siluriformes, Ariidae. The transcript is spliced from 2 exons.
AUGGACAAGUUUUUACACGUCGGUCCAAAACGCAGGGCUGCUGAACAGGGCGAGUUACCCUACACUUCUGUUCCUAAAGUAGCAAAAACAAGGAAGUAUGAUGAUGCAUACAUAGGAAUGGGCUUCACAAGCACACUGGUGGGUGGUGAGGAAAGACCGCAGUGUGUUCUCUGUAUGACGGUGCUAGCAGCAGAAAGUUUAAAGCCAAACAAGCUUAAAUGUCACUUGGACACAACACACCCCGAUUGUAAGGAUAAGCCAGUUGAAUUCUUUCGACAAAAGCUUUUAAAAUUUCGUGCACAACGCACUACCUUCACAAAAUUUGCUUCUGUCACUGCCAAUGCUCAGCUCGCCUCAUAUAAAAUUAGCUACCUCCUUGCACAGACCAAGAAGCCACACACAGACGCUGAGGAGGUGAUCCUGCCAGGUGCCAUAGAAAUGGUAAGGGCCAUGGGCGAUGAGGCAAUCGUAAACAAAUUAAAGACAAUUCCCCUCUCCAAUAACACUGUUGGAAGACGCAUACAUGAUAUGGCAGAGGACAUUGAGGAACAGCUAACUGACCGAGUAUGUGCAAGCACACGGUUUGCUCUGCAGGUCGAUGAAGCUACUGACAGCAACCGGGACUGUUUAUUAAUCACAUACAUCCGUUUCAUUGAUGCAGAGGACAAUGACAUGAGAGAGGAUCUUCUAUUCUGCAAACAACUGAAAACGCGAGGCACAGCUGAUGAACUUUUCAGAGUGAUUGACGCUUACUUAAGAGAGGCAAAUUUGAAAUGGGAGUGCUGUCUUGGAGUGUGCACAGAUGGGGCUCAGGCUAUGGCUGGGAAGCGCAGUGGACUGCAAGCGCUGAUAAAGCGUGUGUCCCCCAAUGUACAGUGGACUCACUGUAUGAUUCACCGCGAAGCGCUAGCAUCAAAACAAUUGAGUCCCGAACUAAAUGGGGUGAUGACGGACGUAAUUGCAACUGUCAAUUACAUCAAAACGCGCCCUGUUAAAGCCAGGCUUUUCUCCGUGCUGUGUGAAGAAAUGGGAUCCAAGCACACGGCAGUGCUAAGCAGAGUUUUUGAGCUGCGAGAGGAGAUACGGAUUUUUCUCGAGGAGGAGGGCCAUGCCCUUGUACUCCGCUACAACAAUGAGCAGUUUCUGUUGGCGCUUGCGUACCUCAGUGACAUUUUCCAGAAAUUGAACGAGCUAAAUCUACAAAUGCAAGGACGCAGCACCCACCUCCCUCAACUUGCAGCGAAAAUGCAGUCAUUCACAAAGAAAUUGGAACUGUGGGGGCAGAGAAUUGAGGAGGGGGACACAGAUUCAUUUCAGAACUUGCAUUCCUUUCUCGGAAAUACCAGCUGUCAGAACACAAUCUUGCCAUGCAUUCAAUCGCACAUUUCUGCCCUCCAACAACAUUUUCAUAAGUACUUUCCAGCGACAGAUGCGGUGGCACACUAUGAAUGGCUCACAGACCCCUUCAGUGGAAAGACACCUGCUCACCUCAGUGUCGCUGAGCAGGAGAAGUUCAUUGAUGUGACCUCAGACAUAGGAUUAAAACAGCAGUUUAGGGCCAAGUCACUGCCUGCCUUUUGGAUUGGGGUGGAGAAAGACUACCCACUGCUAGGUGGAAAGGCGGUGUCCAUACUCCUCCCUUUUGCCACUUCUUACCUUUGUGAGGCGGGCUUUUCUGCAGUGGCCUCCAUCAAGAACAAAUACAGGGCAAGGUUGGACAUUGAAAGCGAACUGAGGGUGGCAAUCUCACAGUUGUCACCAAGAUUUGAAAAACUCUGUGCUGAAAAGCAAGCACACCCAAGUCACUGA